Mesorhabditis spiculigera is the source of this 303-nucleotide messenger RNA. Lineage: Eukaryota; Metazoa; Nematoda; Chromadorea; Rhabditida; Rhabditidae. The record is from the annotation of a GenBank genome assembly.
AUGCCGGCGUCCGGCCCGCGGUACCAGGUCGACUUGAAGCUGCACGUCGACGGCUUCGAGACGGUGCCCGAUCGGAAGGACAACGGCAACCUCGCAAAAACUAGUUUGCUCGACUCGACGACGUGGCGUCAGUGUGCUGGGGCUGAUCUGAAGAGCACGACACAGAUGGAGGGCCCAUCAAAGAAGAAGAGCCAGAACGACGCGGACAAGGACGACGAGCCGGGCAACAUUUCUUCGGAGGCCGAUGUCACCGGACGCCUUAUUCAGACGAAGAAGGGCAGUGCUGAGGUAGUUUUUUCACCU